GUCCAAGUAAAAGGCUAUUCCACCGCCCAUUUCGCAGGUCGACUAAAGGUGUUAUCCCUCCAGGCUUAUAUACCCUCCAAUCCCACCGUCGCUGCCUUCUCUGCCCGCAUUUUCCUGCUUAUACUCUUGCUUCCCUAUUUACCGUCUGGGCCACUUCAAUCACAGGCUCAAAAUGCUGCCUUCGUUAUCCCUUGUAUCAGUAAUCUUACUAUCUUUCUCAUGGGAGGCUUUCGGGGCACCUCGACCAUCUGCAUCGUCUGGUGGACUAUCAAUUCCUAUUGUAAGACGAACCCGUGCAGCUCGCAACGCAACAGAAUGGGCGAUGCAUGCCAAGAAGCAAAGGCAAGCACUCGCAGCAAAGUAUAGUCGAUCUUCCCAACAGAAGAGAAGUACUGGAAUGAACCUCAUCGUCGACCAGGACUAUGACUCUUCUUAUUUUGGGUCUCUUGCAAUUGGAACCCCUCCUGUCUCAUUCGAUAUUAUACUAGACACUGGCUCAUCUGAUCUUUGGGUAGCUAGCGCAGCCUGUGGAGCAGCUUGUACGAAGAGUAAUACCUUCAAUGCUGCAAGUUCAUCAAGUUUUAAAAACUUGUCGCAAUCUUUUGUUAUUCAAUAUGGCGAGGGCGAAGCUGAAGGUACCCUCGGACAAGAUAUCGUUCAAAUGGCUGGAUUCUCUGUUAACAACCAGGUGUUUGCUGUCGUUGAUGCCGUGUCACAAAAUCUUCUCACUAGUCCAGUAUCUGGUUUGAUGGGUCUUGCGUGGCAGUCUAUAGCACAGUCGGGCGCAACUCCAUUUUGGCAAACGCUGGCCAGUAGUAACUCUUGGGAUUCGCCGCUCAUGUCCUUUCAAUUAACACGCUUUCUCAACGCAACUAAUCCCCAGAGUUUGGAACCCGGAGGAGUCUUCACAAUGGGAUACACUAAUCAGAGUCUAUACACUGGUUCAAUUGACUAUCAAAAUGUCAUUUCAUCUUCAUGGUGGCUUCUGCCUCUCAAAACUGUCACUGUUCAAGGUACCUCUAUCAAUACCAACUCCGCCUAUGCUGCUAUCGACACUGGCACAACCAACGUUGGUGGACCAUCAGACUCCAUUGCAUCCAUUUAUGCACAAAUACCAGGCUCCGCCGCGAUUACGUCUGACAAUUAUCAAGGUUACUAUAGCUAUCCGUGUAAUACCGUUGUUGACGUGUCCCUGAACUUUGGUGGUAACACCUGGGCCAUCAGUCCCGCGGAUUUCCAGUAUACGCAGCUCGAAGGUAGUACUACUGAGUGUAUCGGUGCGUUCUUUGUGGCGGAAAGCGGUAGCGGUAAUUCCGAUGGCUCUCCCUCUUGGAUAAUAGGCGACACUUUCCUUAAAAACGUCUACUCUGUUUUCCGCUAUAACCCUGCAUCUGUUGGGUUUGCUGCGCUCUCCGAAACGGCUCUCGCGAUGAACGGAGUGAAUGCCGCUGCCCCAACGCCAACUAUAGGGUCUGUUUCUGCGUCUGCCACCGCCGAAGGCGAUCGCACCUCUAGCGCAGCAUUGCCCAAACAUUCAUUUAGCACACUUACUGUCAUCAUCAGCACUGUUGUCUUCGUUUUAUCGCUAUAGGUAGUUGUUCCAAUCUCAUCUGAUAUUAUUUAGGAUAGCAAUGCUGUGUGUCGGAUUACGCAUGGAAAUACGGGGUGACGGACCAUACUGACGAACUGUUAUGUUAAUAUUUAUAUUAGGAGCAGUAAAGCUCGUGUAAUUUAUGUUACAGGACAGGCAGGCUGGACUGUUCGUGUUUAUUGUAAGAAAGCGUGAGUGUUUUAGAAGUAAUUGGGAAGCGAUAGUGCUUGAAAGAAGUACAGUCGGAUAGUAUGGAAGAGACUGCCAGGCGGUACGAAGGCGCCAGAGAUCUGUGUAGAACAAUAGCAUUAUUUCGCACGACUGAGCAAGUGAAUGAGGGCAUCUGCAUGACUGUCAAUGGCAAUGCCUGGCUUAGGGGCAUUGCAGUGCACUUUUUUGUACUACUGCGGCCCCUCUUGCAUUUAACGUAUAUUAUAUGAUAGGGGUUCCAAGGAACAGCCUUAGACUCGCUGAAGCGCUGAAGGGCUUGCCACUGGCAGUGUCAAUGAUAAGCUCGGUGCCAGUGACACACUGUUGCAGCACCGUCUGU
Messenger RNA from Serpula lacrymans var. lacrymans S7.9, 2141 nucleotides. RefSeq lists its product as uncharacterized. The record is from RefSeq and is a predicted model, not a curated record. Gene Ontology annotation, biological process: proteolysis. NCBI's taxonomy places the organism in Eukaryota, Fungi, Basidiomycota, Agaricomycetes, Boletales, Serpulaceae. Gene Ontology annotation, molecular function: aspartic-type endopeptidase activity. Bases 173 to 1591 code for a protein of 472 amino acids. The transcript is spliced from 11 exons.